AUGUUUAUGGAUUUAGGCACGAAUUUUCGAAGAACCGAGGAGCUUAUUUGGCGCAAAGCAUUUUACGAACCUUAUUUCCUGUAUAAAGUUUACAUUAAGAACAAUGAUCAACAAGACCGUAUCAAGUUGUUUGAGAAUAUGCUUGUCGUCCAUAUCCUCAGUGCUAUAGGAUACUAUCAGUCUCUCAUUUUAGCUUUCCAAUCAGAGUUAGGAGAUACACAAUCUAAUAACUUAUGUUCAUGGACCCCAAUAGCUUUGCAUAUCCCUCUUUACUGUGGAGUGUUCUUUGAGUUUGAGGAAAAGCAUAAUCCCUCUGUGGAGAAUAAGUCUGCAGUUAUCAAGUUGAUACACAAAUGUCUGACAAAUAUCGGAGACCUAUUUCGCUAUCUAAUUGAUUUCGGUGAUUCUAACGCUAAGCGACUUGCUUAUCGAUAUUACAGAGCGGCUUUUUAUUUUGAUCCUCUUAUGGGACUGCCUCACAAUCAAUUGGGCAUUUUAGAUGUUGGACGUUGCUACGGCCUAAAUGCCGUUUUCCAUUAUUUACGUUGCUUAACAUCCCGUUCGCCUUUUGAGGGUGCUAAAGGAAAUCUCAUCACUGUAUUGGCUAAAAAUGAGCUUCGUUAUGGUAUAAUUAUUCGCGAAAAGCCGUCUAAAAGUUCACGCAUCCGAUAUGCUUCUUAUUUCAGACCAAAAGAUUUCCGGAAGAAUAUCAUGAAAUUCAUCUACCUAAUUCAGCAGUUCCUGAAACCUGUAGAGUCUAGGGAUCCCGCAACAGAAAAUAUUUUUCAUGAUGUACUUGCGGAACUACAUUCUUCGUUACUACUUACUGAUCAUUUAACUGUACGGUCUGAAAGUAUUACUUAUUCAGAACAUACCAAUACCAAGUAUUUAAAAAUGGGCGAAGUUAAAGAAAAACCAGAUCGUGUAGAUGAAACAUCUGAUCAGUUGACAGGACCUAUUUUUAUUAGAAUGCUACUUAUUUCUAUACUUACUUAUGAGUAUAUACACCAGCUUAACUUAGAAGAUCGCAAUAAAUCAAGUGGGAAAAAAUUAGACGAAAAUUCAAAUAUAGAAAGCAAUUCUCCUCAACAAUCUAAAAUCACUUCAGCCUCUACCAGUUUGAUGACUGGUGAAGAAGAAAAAGCCAUUCAGAUCGAUUCUUCCGAUAAUUGUUCAUCUGCAGUAACUAAUAAGUGUGAAUCAUCUUCACUUGCGGCUAUCCCUGAUCUUUAUGAACCUUUAUCAUUCGCUUUGAGCAUUGGAGAACUUUAUUUAACUCAUGUAUGUAGACAAAUCUACUAUCGUCUAGGUCAGUUCAUGGAAGAUCCUAAGAGAAAACCAAACAAUUCAGGCAUCUCUACAAAUUCUUAUAAUUUAUGUACUGAUUGUUCAGUAUGUUCUGAUCCAUCUAAUCCUUCAGAAAAUCUGAACUGCAAGCAUAUUUUAAAUGACCAGCCAUUACCCAGUAAUGUCUCGUCAACCGAACACCCUGAAGCUAUGUCAGAACUUGUUAAUCCUGACGAUGAAUUAGAUGAUUCUGGUGACGUUAAAUGUACAAGGACUAGCUCACAUGAAAGUAUACACAGCAAUACAGAUAACGAUGAAGAUGAUGAAGAUCAUGCAAGAUUACGAUUUCGUCGAUACUCUUCAGACGAAGAUUCAGAACAUGAGUUUGUAGAACGGGGAACUGACGAAAAUGAUAACGAUUCAGAUACAGAUUUUUGGGGUUCUGAUGGUUCUGAUGAUUAG
This is a messenger RNA of Schistosoma guineensis, 1749 nucleotides long. Lineage: Eukaryota; Metazoa; Platyhelminthes; Trematoda; Strigeidida; Schistosomatidae. The record is from the annotation of a GenBank genome assembly.